AUGGAAGCGGGCCCUUGUAUAGACACCCUAAGCUACAUUUCACCUGCAAAAACUGGGGGAAAACAACACAAGAUACAUCUCAGAACGCGAAAAUUAUGGCCGACUUCCCCAAUUAUGAAUGAUACCCGGACAGACAGUUUUUUCCCCAUCGUCACUAUUUUGUGCAGGAACCAUGAUGACUAUAAUCCGUGGGAAACGAAGGACUUGUCCGACGUAGCGAAGGAGAAGAGAAUCAUACGAUGGAGACGCGCCUCGAAAUAUGCAGAAGUGGUCGCGCUAUUGAUUGCUGCGGCACAGAAGCAAGCCCAGAGACUCCCAGAUAACCACUAG
Messenger RNA from Blastomyces dermatitidis ER-3, 330 nucleotides. RefSeq lists its product as uncharacterized. Bases 1 to 330 code for a protein of 109 amino acids. Lineage: Eukaryota; Fungi; Ascomycota; Eurotiomycetes; Onygenales; Ajellomycetaceae. The record is from RefSeq and is a predicted model, not a curated record. The transcript is spliced from 2 exons.